CCAGGUUGUCUGUCCCCGGAAGUGAUGCUCGAAAGGCCCUCCCCCGAGGAAGUGACGGCAGGAGUGCCCUUGACUGACGGGGAGGGCCGGGCCGUGCAUCCCUCCGCUCGCGCUGCAGGGAGAUGGCUCAGCGACUUCUCCUGAGGAGGUUCCUGGCCUCCAUCAUCUCCAGGAAACCGCCUCAGGGUCGGUGGGCACCCCUCACCUCCAGGGCCGUGCGGUGCAGUCCUGGUGACCUCACAGUAACACCCAACCAAGCCCGGUCAAUAUACACCACCAGAGUCUGCACAACGACCUUUAAUAUCCAGGAUGGACCUGACUUUCAAGACCGAGUUGUCAACAGUGAAACACCAGUGGUUGUGGAUUUUCACGCACAGUGGUGUGGCCCGUGCAAGAUCCUGGGGCCAAGGUUAGAGAAGGUGGUGGCCAAGCAGCAUGGAAAAGUGGUGAUGGCCAAGGUGGAUAUUGACGACCACACAGACCUCGCCCUAGAAUACGAGGUGUCCGCCGUGCCGACCGUGCUGGCCAUCAAGAACGGGGAUGUGGUGGACAAGUUCGUGGGCAUCAAGGACGAGGACCAGCUGGAGGCCUUCCUGAAGAAGCUGAUUGGCUGACACGCAGGGAAGAAUCCUGGUGGCCCUUGCCCACCUGGGCCCCGGGGUUCCAGGAGGAUCCCCGCUACAGCUCAGACCUUCUGUGCUGGCCCUUCCUGCCUCCUGCCUUCUGUCCAGCCCCUGUGGACCCGUGCUUUGGAGACCAGGCCCCCAAACCCUGGGAGCCUCCGGGGCUUCCGGGCCGGCUGACUGCCACUGACCUGGGGACAGCCGUCUUCCCGCCCACUCUCUCUUGUCUGCUCCCACCAGGGCUCGCCUCAGUUCCCCCAGGAUGCUGGAGAGAGCCCCAGGCCAGCCAGCCCGCGGUGCGCCGGGCCAAUGGCGGCCGCGUGUCCCUGGCCCCUUCCGAUCUGCACCCCGGUGCCUGGCCCAUCUGCCUCCUGCAGUUUUUCUUCCCUGCUGCUGUUUUGUAAAAAAGAAGAAGGAAAAAAGAAACCCAAACAAGUGAGAGUAAUAUAUAAUUCUCUCAUUUUUUGUAGGUCUGUAAUAAAGAACUUUAUGUGA
Neofelis nebulosa (Clouded leopard) is the source of this 1118-nucleotide messenger RNA. It is a transcript of the gene TXN2, whose product is annotated as thioredoxin 2. Gene Ontology annotation, molecular function: protein-disulfide reductase activity. Gene Ontology annotation, biological process: cell redox homeostasis. The record is from RefSeq and is a predicted model, not a curated record. The coding region runs from base 123 to 614 and encodes 163 amino acids. Lineage: Eukaryota; Metazoa; Chordata; Mammalia; Carnivora; Felidae. Gene Ontology annotation, cellular component: mitochondrion. The transcript has 4 exons.